AUGGACCGGAUUCAAAUAGUAUAUCGGUCUGUCAUACAAUAUCGGCCUAUGGUGAUAACCGAGGGUCACAUGAUUUUAUAUACCAAUUCUGAUGCCGUUUGGUGUAAAGUAUUUCCCACUACUCUGGUUGGAGUAGCAGCCGAUUGGUUUAAUAACCUUGAAAAUGGAGCAAUCCACAGUUUCCAACAAUUAGCCGAAAUGUUCGUGGGGCAGUAUGUCAGCAACAGUGUUCGGCAGAGAACCUCUGGAGAGUUAAUGGCUGUUACUCAAAAGGCAGAUGAAUCUCUAAGGGAUUAUAUAAGGAGGUUUAAUAAUGAAGCCAAUACAAUUCCAAGAUUGCAGCAGGAGAUAGCAGUCAUGGCACUAAUGAACGGUCUGAAUGAUUCAGAAUUUAAAAGAUACUUAACCUGA
Messenger RNA from Chenopodium quinoa (quinoa), 411 nucleotides. RefSeq lists its product as uncharacterized. The record is from RefSeq and is a predicted model, not a curated record. Lineage: Eukaryota; Viridiplantae; Streptophyta; Magnoliopsida; Caryophyllales; Amaranthaceae. The coding region runs from base 1 to 411 and encodes 136 amino acids. The transcript has a single exon.